AUGGAGGCAAAGACGACAAGUCGCCGGGCACGUUUGCUGCUAUGGGCUGCUAUGGGUGCAAUGCUUUGUGUUGUGGCCGCCGCCAGCUUUGAGGAUCAGAAGAAUUACUAUAUACCCGACCCGCACACGCCUCCCACAGUUCCGAAUCUCCCAAUCGUCCCUCCACCGCACGGCUCAGGCGGCGGCCACCCGACCCCGACCCCAACCCCAUCCCACAGCGGCGGCAAACCACCGGCCACCAACUGCGGCAAACCUCCAAGCAGCAGUGGCGGCCACCACCACACCACCCCGUCACCACCCACCGGAGGCGCCGGCGGCAUCAGCAGCCACCACUCCCCUCCGACGACCUCCACCCCCGGCAUCACAAUCCCGUCCCCUCCUUUCUCAUUCGACCCCAACUCACCCCCAUUCAACUGCACGUACUGGAGAAACCACCCGACCCUGAUAUGGGGCCUAUUCGGGUGGUGGGGGACCACGGUCGGGAGCGCGUUCGGGGUGAGCAGCCUGCCAGGGUUCGGUCCCAACACCAACAUACUCCAGGCACUCUCCAACACCCGUACGGAUGGGCUCGGCCAGCUCUGCAGAGAAGGCACAGCUGCCCUGCUCAAUUCCAUGGCCCACACAAGGUUCCCUUACACGACCACCCAGGUCAAGGACAGCUUUGUGGCGGCACUCGGGUCGAACAAGGCAGCUGCUGCCCAGGCUCAGCUGUUCAGGAUGGCCAACGAGGGUAAAACGAAGCCCAAGGCCUGA
Molecule: messenger RNA, 753 nt
Organism: Striga hermonthica
Lineage: Eukaryota; Viridiplantae; Streptophyta; Magnoliopsida; Lamiales; Orobanchaceae
Source: the annotation of a GenBank genome assembly